This is a messenger RNA of Candida tropicalis MYA-3404, 807 nucleotides long. RefSeq names its product transcription initiation factor IIA large subunit. The transcript has a single exon. Lineage: Eukaryota; Fungi; Ascomycota; Pichiomycetes; Serinales; Debaryomycetaceae. Gene Ontology annotation, cellular component: transcription factor TFIIA complex. The coding region runs from base 1 to 807 and encodes 268 amino acids. The record is from RefSeq and is a predicted model, not a curated record. Gene Ontology annotation, biological process: transcription initiation at RNA polymerase II promoter; transcription by RNA polymerase II.
AUGUCAAACAUAGAGUCAAGUAAAUUAUAUGAGAGUGUGAUUGAUGAUGUAAUCAAUGAUUCUCGACAAGAUUUUGAAAAUAGUGGAAUUGAUGAAAGUACAUUGCAAGAAUUAAAGAAAUUAUGGCAAGAGAAGUUAACAUUAGCUGGAGUAGCCAGUUUCUCCUGGGAAAAACAAGAUGAAGAGGACGAAGAAGAAGAAGAGGAAGAGCAACAUGUACAACUUCCAGUUAAUCCAGAACCGCAACCUGAGGUUCAAUUAAAGGCAGAACCAAAUACCACCAGUAACGAUAACGUCACCCCUACUACCAACACCACCAAUAAUAAUAACAACAAUAGUACUAAUAAUAGUCCGGCUAAUGAUGGUGCUCCAGUUAAACUUAAAACUGAACCUGGUCUUUCACAAAAUGUCAAUGAAGAUAAUGUUCUAGGUAUACAGGUUCCAAGAAUCAAUCAAACUGAUGGUACAUUUGAAAUGGAGAUUUAUACCAGUGAACCAACUAAAUUAUUAAAAAGACUCCAGAAAAACAACAAGAAAAAGUUAGUUCAAUUUGAUGGUGCAUUUGACGAUGAUGAAGAUAGUGACCUAGACGAUUCCAAUGAUUUAGAUAGUGAUAUAAAUUCAGAAUUAGAUGACGAUGAUCCAGAAGACCAAGACGAUGAUCAAGAAGGUCAAAUUGCUCUUUGUCUUUAUGAUAAAGUGCAAAGAAUAAAAUCAAAAUGGAAGUGUAGUUUGAAAGAAGGAAUUGCUAACAUAAAUGGUAAAGAUUAUGUGUUUAAUAAAGCUACUGGUGAAUGUGAAUGGUAA